GCGGUCACAGAGGGAGGAACGAAUUCAGAGCGGGGGCCAGUGUUUUAAAACAAUAUUCUUUAUUUUAUGAAGUUCUGUGGAUGAGCUUUAGAUUUUUAGGAUAUUAAGAUCGACUGAAGGAAAACCAGAAUGCCGACUUCAAGGUUUCAGAUUGGAGAUACUGUAAUGGGCCGCUGGCCUGGCAGUAACCUUUAUUAUGAGGUCAAGGUGCUGAGUUAUGACAACAAGACUCUGCUCUACACCGUCAUCUACAAAGAUGGUACUGAACUGGAGCUGAAGGAAUCUGACAUCACGAGCCUGACAAUAUUUAAGCAAGGUGUUGCACGCUCUCGGUCCAGAUCCCGCUCUCGCUCACCAGGACGCCCACGUCGCAGUCGUUCCCGUUCUCCAGCUAGGACGUCCCGCCGAUCUUCCUCUCGCACCACAGAUGUGCGCAAGGAAAAACUCAAAGAAGUGCUGGAGGUCCGACUCACUCCAGUGCCGAUGACACACGAGAACAAUAGCAACAGCAAAAAUGAGAAGAAAGAGGAAAAUAAUACAGCUAAUACAGCUUCCACAAUCACUGAGGAGAAGACAGAGACUGAAUCGGAGAAUCAGGCAGGUGGGCGCUACAAUCUACGGCGCAGGAAGGAUCAGGGCGAUGGCAAGACAGUUGAGUUGGAGCAAAAGACAGAGACGGAGGUAUUAACGCAAACUAAACCACCCACUGCCAUCAAGACAACUGAUCUGGAGUUCGGAGGAAGAGUUGGUGUGUUUUUCCUGAUGUUUCUGUUGCCUGUGGCUGUGUUGGCAUUGCACAUUCUCUGUGGGCAGAAGGAUGCCAGUCUCCAGAGCUUCCCUCUUGAGAUCCCUUCCCUUCAGUCUCUCUGGGACUGGCAGGUCUUUGGCAUCGUCCUGCUCUGGCUUCUCUUCCAGGCCGUUCUCUCCCUGCUCCCUGUCGGAAAGCUCGUUGAAGGAAUGCCUCUCAAGAAUGGGAAAACUUUGAAAUACAGGAUUAAUGGUUUCUAUGCACUUCUCCUCACGGCUGUGGCAGUAGGUGUGGCUGUGUAUCAGGAGGUGGAUCUCAGCUACAUCCAUGCUCACUUCCUGCAGUUCUACACCUCGGCCCUGCUCAUCGUAACUCUUCUCAGCGUCUACCUUUUCGUCCGCUCUCGCUGGGCGUCUGAAGAUGAGCUCGCUCCUGGAGGCAACUCUGGCUACAUUAUCUAUGACUUCUUCAUGGGCAGAGAGUUAAAUCCCUGCAUCAAGAAUUUCGAUAUCAAGUUCUUCUGUGAAAUGCGUCCAGGCCUGAUGGGUUGGGUAUUGAUCAACUUCGCAAUGUUGCAAGCUGAAAUGAAGCACCAGAAUCUAGAGAAUCCCUCUCCAGCAAUGCUCCUGGUCAACAUCUUCCAGCUACUGUGGGUUGUUGAUGGCUUUUGGCAUGAGGAGAAACUUCUGACCAUGAUGGACAUAGUGUACGAUGGCUUCGGAUUUAUGUUGACGUUUGGAGAUCUGACUUUUGUUCCCUUCACAUUCACCUGUCAAGCGUACUAUCUAGUCAGCCAUCCCAAUGAACUCUCUGUAUUCUGGAUCAUUACUCUCAUCACUAUGAAUGGAGUUGGAUACUAUAUUUUCCGGAAAGCCAACUCUCAAAAGUUUGCCUUCAGAAAAAACCCUUCUGACCCGGCAGUGUCUCACCUGAAAACCAUUCCUACUGCAACUGGAAAGAGUCUUAUUGUGUCUGGUCUCUGGGGGUGGGUCCGUCAUCCUAAUUAUCUGGGUGACAUCAUCAUGGGUUUGGCUUGGUCUCUGCCUUGCGGAUUCAACCAUUUGAUCCCAUACUUCUACCUGAUCUACUUGUUCACUCUGCUGGUGCACCGUAAUGCACGGGACGAGUGUCAGUGCAGGAAAAAGUAUGGCUCUGCGUGGGAAGAGUACUGCAAAGCUGUCCCGUACCGCAUUUUCCCAGGGAUAUACUGAGGACUCACAGACUCAGUCUGUUACAGACACUCGGGGGAAAUAAAACUUUCCUCAGGAUGACCUGGCUGAACAUCAGACGUGGGAAUGAGUUGUUAGCGGCUUGGCAGCUUUUUUUAAAUCUUUGACUUUUUUUGUAAUUGAGCAUCACAUUUGAACCAAAUUUUCUGCCUUGUCACAAAACGUUUACGGAUAGUGGACACUGCCCCUUUUUUAGAGUUCGAUCUCUUAAAGAUGUAUAUUGUUGUACAGAUGUGUUUUUUUUUUUUCUUACUCACGAUUUUUUGCACGAUCUGUAACUUUCAAUCUCAUCUUAUGUACACAUACACAUUUUAAGUAUCUGCUUGGCUAUUUACCAUUGGAUUUUUGUAAUGACUAGUUUGUGGAAUGCGUUUGUAUAUUGUGUAUGAUGGGAUAUUUUUUUUAAUAUGUAUAGUAAGAAAAGAUGUAAUGUUCUUUCUCAGGACCAGCAAUUUGUGAAAAAAAAAACCUAACAAAAACAACAAAACUAUAUUUUCUUAAUUUCUGUACAUAUUUAAUAGAACAUUUUAGGUUUGGUUUGCAUUUUAGGCAUUUUAUGCACUGUUAAACAACUUUCUUUAAUCCAAAGUUCACAAAAUUUGGCUUUGCUACCUCAGAUUUUUCCAGUUGAAAACAAUGUAAAAAUUAGUUUUGUUUUUAGUCAGUUUUUGGAAACUAGUUUUCAGGCACUAUGUGAAGUAUCCCAGUAUCUUUUGCAAAAUCAUAAUUGUGUGCUGUGAACAGAAACGUUGAGCUAUGAACUUCAAUCUUGUACAAGGUAGCAUCACUUUACAUUUUCAUUAAGGUUUUAAUUUAAAACAUCAGUGCUCAACUGUGAAUGUGUAAUGUAAGGCUUUUCUUAACUUAUCUUUUAUGCAAGUAUAUCACUUGUGGGCAUAACAAUGAUAUACUUGUCCAAUGUCCUAAUGAGAGUUUGAAAUAAGUAUUUAUAGCUAAGAUGAGCUUUUACUUUAUCGCAGUGAAAAGAAGCAUUGUACAAUGUUAUUAUUUAUCUGGUUAAAUUUUAGAGUGUUCUCUUUUGUUAAAUUUUGUUAUCUGACGAGCAAUUUCUGUAAAAAUGCCAUUUUUAAAUACCCAUUAUUAAUUAAACCACUCUAGACAAACCGUCUGCCAUGUCUUGCCACAAAAUCAAAUGUACAGAUUUACAUUCUUUUUAUAUAAGUAUAUAUAUAUAUAUAUAUUUUUCUUUUUUCUUUUUGGUAGAUAUUUAAAGUUGCAUUCAUUUUGACUGUUGAGCCUAAAUUCCUAUUGUAGCUGUUAGGCUGAUGAUACACGGGGCAACUUUUUGGGCAAUGUUGCCGCCAACGGGCAACCAGAUGAGACACAGGGCCCAUGACCUAUCUAUUCCAGAUAGACAUUUGUUAUCCACUCUUAAUGUGAAAGUGCCCAAGCAUCAUUGCUCAAAAAAAGUUGCCCGGCAAAAUGUGUAUCAUCACCUUGUAUCAUCAGCCUAAGUGUAAUGUUUACCAUCCUCUUUUUAUUCCAUUACAUUAUCCUUUUUUCCUGUUAAUAAUUCUACUCUCUCUGCUCAGGUGAUUUGUAACUGAUCAAUGUGUUAUCAAAACAAGAAAAGAAGCUUGUUGUCAUAAACUCUAUUAAAUGUUCCAUUUCU
Sinocyclocheilus anshuiensis is the source of this 3610-nucleotide messenger RNA. RefSeq names its product lamin-B receptor-like. The coding region runs from base 130 to 1959 and encodes 609 amino acids. The record is from RefSeq and is a predicted model, not a curated record. The transcript is spliced from 14 exons. Gene Ontology annotation, biological process: cholesterol biosynthetic process. Lineage: Eukaryota; Metazoa; Chordata; Actinopteri; Cypriniformes; Cyprinidae. Gene Ontology annotation, cellular component: nuclear inner membrane. Gene Ontology annotation, molecular function: Delta14-sterol reductase activity.